Eruca vesicaria subsp. sativa (arugula) is the source of this 1176-nucleotide messenger RNA. NCBI's taxonomy places the organism in Eukaryota, Viridiplantae, Streptophyta, Magnoliopsida, Brassicales, Brassicaceae. The record is from the annotation of a GenBank genome assembly.
AUGGAAAAAGAUUAUUCGGCACCGAAUUUCCUAAGUGAAUACUCAUGCGGUAACGAUGAUAACAGCUCCGGUAUGAUAGGCCACAUGUUCAAUAGAAACCUUCAGCAACAAAAGCAAUACAUGCCGCAGCAGAAACAACUGUCACCUUCUGGAUUCGGUGCAACGCCAACUAUCGAUAAAAUGAGCUUUGCAGACGUGAUGCAGUUUGCGGACUUUGGUCCGAUGCUGGCGUUAAACCAGACCAGAAACCAAAACGAUCAAGAAACCUGGAUGGACCCGUUUUACAUCUUGAAGUUCCCAGUAUUCGACGGGGACCAUAACCAAACACAUCAUCUCAUGUCUCAAGAAGGAGGUGGGUGUGAAGGAAACAUAGGCAACGUGUUUCUUGAAGAAAAGGAUAAUCAAGAAGAUAAAAACGAUAACAACUCCAUGCAACUUUGUUUGAUUGGAGGAGAAAAAGAUAGAGAGAACAAAAACGAUACGACAAAGGAGGUGAAGCGCAAGAGGAAGAGAGCUAGAACAAGCAAGACCAGCGAAGAAGUGGAAAGCCAAAGAAUGGCUCAUAUCGCGGUGGAGAGGAACCGUAGGAAGCAAAUGAACGAGCAUCUUCGUGUCCUCAGGUCUCUCAUGCCUGGAUCCUACGUUCAAAGGGGAGAUCAAGCGUCGAUAAUAGGAGGAGUAAUAGAAUUUUUAAGUGAGCUGGAGCAACUCCUACAGUGUCUGGAAUCACAGAAGCGUCUAAGAAUCUUGGCGGAAACCAAUGACAUGCAUGGUGGGGACAUGACCACGAAUAUGAUUACUUCUUCACCCAUAACUUCAGUUGCUAACCCGUUGAUUAUUACCGGAAAUGUAACCGGGUUAGAGGGUGGAGGAGGGCUUCGGGAGGAGACAGCGGAGAAGAAGUCGUGCUUGGCAGAUGUGGAGGUGAAACUGCUAGGGUUUGACGCCAUGAUCAAGAUACUUUCAAGAAGACGACCAGGACAACUGAUUAUGACGAUAGCUGCUUUGGAAGAUCUUCAUCUCUCUAUUCUGCACACCAACAUCACUACCAUGGAACAAACCGUCCUCUAUUCCUUUAAUGUCAAGAUUAUAAGUGAGACAAGGUUUACGGCAGAAGACAUUGCAAGUUCAGUCCAGGAGAUAAUUAGUUUUAUUCAUGCAAAUACCACUAUGUAA